AAACGCGAAGCGAGUACACGGUCCAGAAUAUUUUGACUCCGAUCAGUUGUGUGCCGAUUUCUGUUUGCGACGGUUGCUUGGAUUUUUCAGAAACAUAUAUAGAAAUGCGUCACACUCUACGGAACCAGUUGGAGGAGGAUGGCUACGUCGUGUUGGAAGAUUUUCUCCGACCGGCGGAAUGUGAUGAACUGCUGGCUGCUGGGCUGGAGCUGACUAAGCAAGCACCUGACUCCGACGACAAGACUAUCUUCUCAACUUUAGAAAAUGACAAACAACAACUGAAGGACAAGUAUUUUUUAGAAAGCAACGACAAGAUCAGCUUCUUCUUCGAAGCUCAGGCUGUCGGACCAGAUGGAAAACUUCAAGUGGAUCCCAGCGUAUCUUUGAAUAAGGUAGGACAUGCGCUUCAUCUCCUGCACCCCAUCUUCAGAUGCUAUACGUACAGCGAUAGAGUGAAAGCAAUUUGUCAUGAGCUCGGAUUCAGGGAACCCGCUGUAGUACAAAGCAUGUACAUUUAUAAAAAUCCUGGUUUAGGCGGGGAAGUUGUAGCACAUCAAGACGCGACAUACUUGUACAGUGAACCGGUUCCCCCAAUCGGUUUUUGGAUUGCCCUUGAAGAUGCAACAAUACAAAAUGGCUGCUUAUGGAUGGCACGCGGCUCCCACAAGUCUGGUGUCCAUAGGAGACUUAUACGCAACCCCGACAAGGAGUCCAAACAAGCUUUGAUAUACGAUAAAGGAGCGCCAGUGUAUCCGCAAUCUGGUUUCACACCGGUACCGGUUAGCAAAGGUACCUGUAUUUUAAUACAUGGUCACGUUGUCCAUAAAAGUGCCCAGAAUAAAUCGGACAAAAGCCGCCACGCUUACACGUUUCAUGUCGUCGAGAGGCACGAUAACGCUUAUUCACCAGACAACUGGCUCCAGGAGGGAGAGAACGCUCCCUUUCAAAACGUUUACACAACACCUCAAAUAGUUUAAUAACAUGUCAAUAUACAUUAAGUAGUAAGUGUUACUUGCUAUCAUUUUAAGACCAAACACGUCGUGUGACUUUUAAAAUCUAUAUUAUAGAAAAUUUAUUUUGGUCACUUAUAUUUUAAUUAAUAUUUGGAUCUUUAUUUACAUGAGCUUGUAAUGAUUUCGAUGGAAUUGAUAGUUUUAUCCGUAUGCUAUUGAGGUACCGUCGUCACCACCGCAUUCAUUUCGGCAAUGCACCACAUUGCCACAAUGAAUUUUAAAUAAUCAUUUUUAAAUGGCAACCCUAAGUAAUAGAUGAUAUAUUUUAUUACAUUCUAAUUUUGAAUCAUAUUUCAAAUACAUAGUACAUUAUUAUAAAAAUAAAUAUAUAUAUAAAAAAUAAUGGUUUUAUAAAAAAAAUAUAUUCAUUUUGAAAUUAUGCUUAUAGAAUUCUAUUACAAUUAUGUAUCUUUGACAUCAAUUGAUUAAUUAUUACGUUAUAAGUGGAACCAGUAUUUCCCUUCAAUCGGAAUUAUAGCCCAUAGAUUUUGUAAUAUACGGGCUAUAAUCUAAAAGGCUAUCCUUUUAACGCACCGUGUUCACAUGGGCUAUUGAAAUGAUUUCUUUUACUUUCUUACACAAUUGAUAAUUGUUUUAUGUCUUAUUGUUUCAUGGAAUAUUAAAUGACCAGAAAACGACAUUUGACGACUCGUCGUCAUUUUAUGUACAUUAUUUGAAGGACGUCAUUUGAAGUAACCUUAACAAAAUGCAUUAUUUUAGAAUCCAUUAGUAUCUUUCAUAUUCAUGAAGUUGAUUCAAAUUCGAUUUUGCAUAAUAUCUUUAAUAUUAAGUGUAAAUUAAAUUUGUGAUUAUAUCAAAUAUUAUUUUUUUAUUAAUAAAUAGCUAAUAAAUAGCGUUUCCAUUAUUUCUUUUCUAUCAUAUAUAAGCUCAUAAUGUUGGCUCAAAUAAGUAUAUUAAUAUUGUAAUCAUUAUUUUUACAUUUGUUAUAUAUAAAAGUAAUAAAUAAUCGGUUUUAUAUGUUUAACUGUGAAUUUGAGGUGCAAAUAUAAUGAUUUUUUUUUCAUCAUAUAUUUUGCGAAAAAAAAAAAUAUUAUGUUUUUUAUUAAAGUAAUAAAUACCAAAUGUUUUCCAUAAUGUGAUAUGUCGCGGUUUGCGAAUUUCAAUGUGAUACUUUGUACUAAGUAAACAUUAAACAUUA
Molecule: messenger RNA, 2172 nt
Organism: Vanessa atalanta (red admiral)
Lineage: Eukaryota; Metazoa; Arthropoda; Insecta; Lepidoptera; Nymphalidae
Gene: Phyhd1
Product: phytanoyl-CoA dioxygenase domain-containing protein 1
Exons: 6
Coding region: 105-977 (290 amino acids)
Source: RefSeq, a predicted model, not a curated record